Messenger RNA from Lontra canadensis (Northern American river otter), 2808 nucleotides. Its product is annotated as cilia- and flagella-associated protein 251-like. NCBI's taxonomy places the organism in Eukaryota, Metazoa, Chordata, Mammalia, Carnivora, Mustelidae. The record is from RefSeq and is a predicted model, not a curated record. Gene Ontology annotation, cellular component: sperm flagellum. Gene Ontology annotation, molecular function: protein binding.
AUGAGGGCAGGACCUGGGGUGGGGCGCGGCCACCGCCUUUGGGGCGGCACCCCCAGUGAGGGGGUCAACUUCGCGGAGGAGCCAGGAGACCGGGAAAUUUAUUUUGCUUUUGACAAGGAGGAUUUUACCAAACAGCUCAUACCUAAUCUUCAGAAAGUCAGAACUGCAGGUGCCACCAAUGCUUCUCAGUCCUUGGCGCCUUGGGAAAAAGUUGGGCGGAGGGAGCUGAAGACAGUGGUUGGGACAAGGAAGGCUAAUUUUACUAGGAGGGCCGCAGCGGCGCCUCUCCCCCGCAGACCGCCAGGGGGCGUGCGGAGACACCCUCCCCCCACCCUCCCCGUGCGGCAGAGCCUUGGACUUGUGACCACCAGCCGGCCCUCUCGCCUUAUGGCAGCUCGCCCUCCGGCGGUUAACUUGGGGCGGAGCUUGGGUGACAACCAUAGGUUGGGAGCACGCAGAGGAGAAAGCAGUGGCCGCCAGAGGAGUCCAGGCCGUGGGAGGGCAGGGCCUUUGAUGCCUUCGGAGAGCACACUCUGUGAGCUGGGGGCGGGGGUCCUGGUGUGGGAGGAACUGGUGUCCCUUGGGGGUUGGGGGCGCUUGCCCCACAGGGGAAGGGGCCCCGGGAGGCCUCAGAGAGACCUAAGCUGGCGGAAGGAGCAGCACCUCGAAGUUGUGUCCCCCCCCUCCCCCACAGACCCCCACACUUUCUUCCCCUCCCCUGGGCCCCCGGAUCAAAAUGCGCUGGGAAAGUUUGUAGUCGGAGCAGGGCCCGAAACUCCACAAAGAAGAAUGUCAAGUGCGGGGGAGUACCCACUAGAAGAAACAGAAAAAGAUGAAGAAACAGAAGUGGAAGAAGAGUAUAAUCAAUAUGAUAGAGAGGUGGAAAGUAUGCAACAGGAAUUAAAAGAAGAUGACAUGUUAAGGAAAGAGGAAGAAGAAGAGGAGGAGGAGGAAGAGGGGGAAGAAUAUGGCCAAGAGAAGGGGGCUGUCAGAGAAGAAACAGAGGAAAAGGCUGGAGAAGCACAGGGGGAGGAGGCUGCCAUUCAGGAAGAAACCACAGCGAAGCCUCAAGAAAUCACCAAAUCCAUGACCAGUUUGGAGACACUUACACUGUCUGAUUACCAGUCAGUCAUAUCAGGAACUUCCCUAAGAACCAUUACUGAGUCAAAGGAUGCCUUAGAAUCAGAACAUUUGGAAACAAAUGAGCCUUUAUUAGACUUGAGCUCAAAAGGAAAAUUUCUUGAUUUGGAUCAAAUGGGUUCCAAGGAACCAGAGAUUAUUUUCCCUGAAACACAGCCCUCAAGCGAGCUUGGGGAGAAAAUCGACCAGAUGCCCCAGGGUGAACUGGGCCGGGAAAGGAGAGAGGAAAAAAGAUGAUCAGACUUAAGUGUGAGAGAGGAAGAAUUCCAGUCCAAAGCAGAGAUCCCCGAGAAAUCACUGGUGUCUACUAGUGAGGACAUGUUGAUUCGAAAGGAUGACCGCGCCAACGUGUAUCCUUUGACAAUGACUUGGUCUUUCAAAUGGAACAGUUUUCUUCCUGUUUACUACAUUCAAGAUGAAAACCAGCGAGUUCUUCUGUAUGUCUGUGCUCACACUGUGGUCAUCUACAAUGUCUUCAAGAAUAAGCACCAUCUUCAGGGCCUUGCUAACAUGAUCUCCUGCCUCUGCAUCAGUGAAGACAGGCGGUGGAUUGCCGUGGCCAACGAAGGGCCCGACUGCCUGAUAAUCAUAUGGGACUCCUUCACAGGUAUUCCUGUGCACACUAUAUUUGACAGCUGCCCAGAAGGCAAUGGCAUCAGGGCCAUAGCCAUCACCCGGGAUGCCAAAUAUCUGGCAACCAUCUCCGAUGCUGAAAUCCAGGAAGUUUGCAUCUGGAGGUGGACCUUAGCCGUGGAAAUGCCAGCAUGUACCCUCAACCUCCUCAAAGUGUAUGGUGUUCAGAACUAUCUUACUUUUAAUCCAACAAAUAAUAAAGAAUUGGUGAGCAACAGUAAAACACAGGCAAUAUAUUAUUUGUGGUAUGAAGAGGGAGAUAUACUUGCUCACAGUGCCCCACAUUUAACAGAAAAAACCUUCAACAAGCUCAUGGGAAAAUUUAGCCAAUCAGUCUUUCAUUUGAAUUUAACACUAAUACUUUCCACGACAAUGGAAGGGAAGCUGGUUGUCUGGGAUAUCCACUGCCCACCAUAGCCUACCUCCACCUCUGUGGGCUUUCCUCAAAUCAAACCUUGUAAAUUGGUUCAUUUUCAGAAUGAGGGCAUCACUAUGCUCACUACAGUUGACAGCUAUAUUGUCACAGGUGAUAAUAGAGGUAACAUUAAGCUCUACGAUCAGACCCUGUCCAUUGUUAACUGGUACAGCAACUUCAGACUGAGCUCCAUAAGGACCCUGUCAUUUUCCAAGACCCCAACAGCUCACCCCACUGAAAAAUCAAACUAUCCUCCAGACUGCACUCUAAAAGGUGACCUUUUUAUUGUAACUGCUUGGGCCCAGCCAGGGGAGAUGGCUGGCACCCACUGCACCCCCGUUCCUCUCCCUCAGUUCAGCCUUCAAGCCCGAGAGAUCUGUGAACCCCCGAGGGUGGGGAAGGAGGACCUCCACAGCACCUCUGCAGGCCUGAUUCAUGCAUUGGGCGGCGGCCCAACAGAAGCUGUGCGCGUGCACAGGGGUUCCUGCACGCGCGUUCAUUCCUCAGGUUCCAGGUUCCAAAGCUGUGUCCUGGCAACAGGCCCCGCAUUGUGCUCUAGGCCUUCUGCCCUGACUUGGCAGCUGAAGGAGAGUGCUGCGAGCCUAGUUCGUUGUCCUUAG